GAGCGGAGCGCUCACCUGCUGAUGAGAGAGCCGGGGAAACUCGGGCCAGAGCUGCAGCACACUCACGGAGCGAGGAGGGACCUAACGAAGAGACUGAGCAACAAGGGGGAUUUACACAAUUACUUGAGAAGAUUCGUGAAUCUAUCCUCUUUCUUUCUGGUUCCUCGUCCAGGCAGCCCUGGCUCGAUCGCUCGCCACGAUGAGAACUGACUUCGCUCUGAUCCUGACAGCAGCCCUUCUUGUUGACACGUUCGGGAGGAAUAAUGGGGAGCAAGCUUCCAAAGGUCCCUGCCGACCUGGCUUCUCACAAAGCUUCUACUCUGUGCUGAUUUCAAGGGAUGUACUGCAAGGCCAUGGCACACUCAAAGAUACCGCCGUGUCAUCACAAAGAGUGAAGUUCGAUGACUGCAUGGGGAAUGAGGCUGUGGUUUUCCGGAGCAGUGAUCCGAUCUUCAGCAUGCGGACAGAUGGGUCCAUCUAUGCCCAGGGAGAGGGAGCCAGCCUGGACGAACCAGUCCAGUUUAAACUAACAGCCGGGGGUCCCACCACACGAGUCUGGGAGACGGUGAUCCAGCUGGCCCUCAUUGACCCACUGUUACCUCAACAAAAUGAGAAUGAGGUCAUAAAGGAAGAGGGGAAAGUCGCGGAGAGAAAAGAGAGGAAGGAGGCGUCGCAAGCACCACCUCCUGUCAUCAUGUUCUCAGGGUCGGGCAGGAACAGCUCCAAGGGUCUGAGGAGACAGAAGAGGGACUGGGUGAUCCCACCAAUCAACGUGGCAGAAAAUUCUCGAGGACCGUUCCCUCAGAUGCUCGUCAGCAUUCGCUCAGAUCAAGACAAGGACAUAUCCAUCCGAUACAGCAUCACUGGGGUGGGAGCAGAUCAACCGCCCAAUGAGGUGUUCAAUAUCGACCCCGUGGUGGGAAAGAUGUUCGUCACCAAACCUCUCGAUCGAGAACAUCGCUCUUCCUACCAUCUGCGAGCCCAUGCUGUGGACAUGAAUGGGAACCAGGUGGAGAACCCCAUUGAUCUGUACAUCUUCGUCAUCGACAUGAAUGACAACAGACCCGAGUUCAAAAACCAGGUCUACAAUGGCUCUGUGGAUGAAGGCUCUAAACCAGGGACGUAUGUGAUGCACGUGUCAGCGUUCGACGGUGACGACAACACCACGGCUAACGGAAUGGUGCGCUAUCGAAUCCUGUCCCAGACGCCGCACAGCCCCAUCCCCAACAUGUUCACCAUCAACAGUGAGACUGGAGAUAUCGUUACCGUGGCAGCCGGCCUCGAUCGAGAGAAAGUGUCCCAGUAUACCAUCAUCGUACAAGCCACGGACAUGGAGGGAAAUCUAAACUUCGGCCUCUCCAACACGGCCACUGCCAUCAUCACUGUCACCGACAUCAACGACAACCCUCCCAUGCUGACCUCAAGAACUUUUUCCGGUGAGGUCCCGGAGAACCGAGUGGAUCUUGUGGUGGCUAAUCUGACGGUGAUAGAUGCCGACCAACCGCACUCUCCGAACUGGAACGCCAUCUACAGGAUCAUCAGUGGAGAUCCAAACGGGCACUUCACCAUCCGCACGGACCCCGUCAGCAACGACGGCAUGGUCACCGUGGUGAAGCCAGUAGACUAUGAGAUGAACCGUGCCUUCAUGCUGACGGUGGUGGUCUCCAACCAGGCCCACCUAGCCAGUGGCAUCCAGUCGUCGCUCCAGUCCACAGCUGGGGUCACCAUAUCCGUGCAGGACGUCAACGAGCCCCCUUACUUCCCCAAUAACCCCAAACACAUCCGCUUUGAGGAGGGGGUCCCUGCUGGCACCAGCCUCACGACCUUCUCUGCCUCCGAUCCCGACCGACUAUCUAUGCUGCAGACAAUCAGGUAUUCAAAGCUGAACGACCCGGCAGAUUGGCUGUCCAUCAACAGAACCAACGGUCAGAUCCUAACCACAGCCAUGCUGGACCGGGAGUCUAUCUAUGUGAAAAACAACCUAUAUGAAGCAACAUUUCUGGCAACAGACAAUGGCUCUCCUGCAGCCAGCGGCACAGGCACUCUGCAGAUCUAUCUGAUAGAUAUUAAUGACAACCCCCCAGCCCUCAUACCCAGGGAGUCUCAGAUCUGUGAGCGGGUAAACAAGAACGUCCACGGGGUCAACAUCACCGCUGCCGACGCCGACACAGAACCCAACGCUGGACCCUUCGUCUUCGAGCUGCCCAACUUCCCCGCCAGCAUCCGACGCAACUGGACCAUCUCUCGGAUCAGCGGUGACUACGGCCGCCUUGGCCUGCGGUACCAGAUAUACCUAGAGCCCGGGGUGUACGAGGUCCCUGUGAUCGUGUCGGACUCGGGGAACCCUCCGAUGUCCAACCGGUCCGUCAUCAAGGUGAAGGUGUGUCCCUGCGAUGAGCACGGAGACUGCACCACCCUCGGAGCUGUGGCCGCCGCCGGCCUGGGGACGGGAGCCAUCAUCUCCAUCCUCAUCUGCAUCAUCAUCCUGCUCAGCAUGGUGCUGUUGUUCGUGUUGUGGAUCAAGCGCAGAGAGAAGGAGAGGCACACCAAGCAGCUGCUUAUCGACCCUGAAGACGAUGUCAGGGACAACAUCUUAAAAUACGAUGAAGAGGGGGGAGGAGAGGAGGACCAGGACUACGACCUGAGCCAGCUGCAGCAGCCUGACUCCUUGGAGCACAUCAUCAGCAAGCCGCCGGGCGUCCGCAGGGUGGACGAGCGUCCCAUCAUCCCCGAGUCCCAGUACCCAAUCAGACCUGUCGUGCCCCACCCUGGAGACAUCGGGGACUUCAUCCACGAGGGUCUGCGAGCGGCGGACAACGACCCCACCGCCCCCCCCUACGACUCCCUGCUGGUGUUUGACUACGAGGGCAGUGGCUCCACCGCCGGCUCCGUGAGCACCCUCAACUCCUCCAGCACGGGGGACCAGGACUAUGACUACCUAAACGACUGGGGCCCUCGCUUCAAGAAGCUGGCCGACAUGUACGGAGGAGGCGACGAUGAUUAAAUAGUCACAUAUCAAACACACACACCCUCGUCCCGUCAGCUGGCCUGCCAUGCUCUGUCUCUACAACACAUGGAGCUCUUACACCCUUACUGAACACAAGUUAACAAUGACAUGUUCCCACUGACCAACCAACCAAUCCAGAUUCCCCCCCACAGAGCACCGGCGGCAGGAUUCUGUUUCCGGGCUCUUCUCAACCGUCUCCUGCUCUAAGCCUGCAGAAGAAGCUCUGACUUGCAGGAUCUGUUUGUAUUUUCAAACGCUUGUGCUUUCUUUCCUUCAAAGGUUUUGUGCUAGAUAUAGAUUUUAGUUUUGGGUAGUCAGAUUUUGUUUUUCUCCUUAGUUUGAGCAGCUUUAUUUGUCCCCCACUCCCCUUUGAUUCUGUUCUCCUGAGGGUUAUCACUCCUCCCUCAGUCAGCCCCCCCCCCCGCCUAUCUGCAGAAGCUUUAGGUUGAGCUGCUUGCUUUUUCUGCGGGGAGCAAAAAGGGAAUAAAAGAAGAACACAUAUGAAAGUCCUUCGUGCACGGAGGGUCCUGUUUUAUUCUUUCUUGAACUGGAAUUACUUAGAACAGAAGCACUGUUGUUUAAAAAGUGCCUUCAGUGGUGCGCAUCUUUUAGCAGACUCCCGCUAACUCAGGAUUGGUUGCCAUUCUCUGGGCUUACAUGCCCCCAUAUGACCCCUGACCCUUUAACGCAGACCUUCCCUUGUCAUUCUCAUCGCCCUGCAGCUCUGUGGUAGCUGCAGGAAGUGUCAGUGUCAGUUUCAGAGGAGAGUAGACAGGCCUCUGAGGGCGCUUUAUGUAGACGUACUGCACCUAUAGGUCUACAGUGUGUCUGUCAGACGAUUCAUUAACUCUUCAAGUCUGGCAUAUCUGUGUUCCUAGAUCACAGCCGACUUGAAUGUGAUUCCUGAAAUCACAGAAAUACUUCAUGGGACUGUCUUAGAGAAGAAAUGCAUUGCGUGUCUUUGUUUAUCGUGGCUUCAAUAGCAGCUGUGUUUGUUUUGAGCGCUCAGUAUUUGCACCAAACUCGAUAAGGCUUGUAACUGAACUUUGAAGAUUGACAUGUCACGUGUGUUACCUCUCUAAUGUUAUUGUAUAUGAAUGAGGGUUAUUUAAAGAGAGUUUGCCUUCAAGAUCAUUCAAGGUUUGCAUGUUUGUCCCUUUGCCCAAAGGUAAUUAACAUGGCAGCAGCUAUUGUGUGGUAAAUGUGUCAAAGAAAAGUAUUUAAACUGUACAAACAUGAGGGAAAAGAAAAACUAUGUGAUUCAGCUCUGACAGCGUUACAUGAAGAGUGUACGAGCCCCAUUCUGAGAUCCCUUUCUCUCUUUCAUUUCCUUUCUCUUUUGUUGAUUCACUGUUGUUUCUCAGAAAACUUUUAAUAUACAGACUUUGGUGCUGGUCCAUGUCGCAGAAACUGAGAGAAUUGAGCCUGAGCCAGGGAAUUAGCGCCUCACAAUCUGUCUCCGUUCAGGCAGCAUUUCAUUCAUUGCACAUUUUCUCUUGAAUUCUUUGGCUCCAAGUUCAAGAGGUUUUGAAAAUAAGUUAGAGGAAGAAAAAGUCUGUUACGAAGUAUUAUGAAAGCAUACAACUAAAGCUUCAGUAAGAGACAGUGAGGAUGUGACUUGAAAAUGCAGCACUACCCAUGGGCGUUUGUAAUCCCAUUUCAGACCCCCCAGAAUCGCAUACAGAGAACUGAAAAGAAAGCACUUUAGCCUUUGUUUUAAAUUAUUGAAAUAUGCAAAACAUUUUGAAGAAGGGACCAGGGAGAUGCUGCCGAACGAUAGAAAGGUUAAAUCAUUCCUUAUCUUCUGAGUGUUCGAUGAAACACUCCUCGGUUGUUUCAGCUGGUUGACCAGGUCUUCUAUUAAUUAUGAACGCUUGAAGGAAAUCUCAGUAACGACCAUGUGCUUCAGAAGAGGCUCUUUGUUUUUCUCCAGCUGCUUUUCACCCGUUACCUGCUCAUAGUUCAUAUGAAUGGCUGUAGAUAAAUACACUCGUUCCCAAAUGGUAACAAUUUGUUUUACUUUAUGUUCAAAGUAGAUGGAAAGGAAUUCACUUGACAAGAUAUGGAAAUGUUAAUGCAAAUAUUCAUAAUGCCAUUAGAAUGAAAUAAGGAUGAGGUUUGACAAUGAAGAAGGGAAGAAAGGUCAAAGUGUAAUUAAAGAGAUUAACAGGGUAUAAACGUGGUGAUUUAGAUGAAUACAUAAAUGGUUCAAAUUGCACCUGGAGGUGUCGACAUUGACAGCGGCGGUGUUCAGGAUAGCUGUCGGCUUCCAGCGGAAACUGAGCGGUUUCCACUGCGUUCUGCUGGAGAAGCUUAUCUAUCCGAUUGCUCCUCAGCCUACGGAAUAUCUUUACAAAAUAAACACAGCUGUUACUUU
Messenger RNA from Gymnodraco acuticeps, 5384 nucleotides. RefSeq names its product cadherin-4-like. Gene Ontology annotation, cellular component: adherens junction; plasma membrane; catenin complex. Gene Ontology annotation, molecular function: calcium ion binding; cadherin binding. Lineage: Eukaryota; Metazoa; Chordata; Actinopteri; Perciformes; Bathydraconidae. The record is from RefSeq and is a predicted model, not a curated record. Gene Ontology annotation, biological process: cell morphogenesis; homophilic cell-cell adhesion; calcium-dependent cell-cell adhesion.